UUCUACAGUUUUCACCGCAGUGCCUUGACGUUAACGUUGUCUAGAGUUUACGAAUAAUUUUUAAUGUUUUAAAAAAUCAAUCAUGUCCCAGUCACAAUCACACACGCAUAGAACUAGUAUUAGUCAACACUCGAGAUCUGUGAGUCACUUCAUACAAGAUUUAGACGAGUUGACCGAUACGGAGCUGAUAAAACUAGUCAACGAUCUGAAGCACCAAAUAAAAGUUCUAAAUUUGGAAAACGAAAUUUUCGAAAGAACCAUAAUUAGACUGGAGCCAUCGUUGAUGCAUGGUAUCCAACAGGCGUUGGAAUACGCCCAUAAACUCCAAAGCAGCUCAUCCAUGAACGUUGGGAGUUUUGUCAAGUCGCAGACUUCUAGAAUCGGAGGCCUGGAUUCGCUUACGAGUCCGUCAAGAAUGCUGACAAGUCCGUCAAAAGUGUCCACAAGACGGGUCGAGUCGUCUGUUAAACUUGGUGGUACGAUCAUAUUCGGGACCGGUCCAAGGAUUAACGUGUUGGAGAGAUCCGAACUUGUGUCUUCCGAAAUGGAGAUCCUAAUUCACAAUUUAGAAAAAGCAAGAAAUAAAGCCUCAAAACAACAAGCACUGUUAAAGGCUCAACUUGAAGAGAUCGGUAUAAGAGUGAACGAUAUAGUCAAAGCUAAUGAAACAUUCAACGAAGAAGUGAUAAUUGAAGGCUGGGAUAAAAUAGCUCAAAGGAUCCCAGCUGAAAUAUGGAUAAGAUUUAUGAUGGAGUGGCUGAAGAUUUGUGAUAGUCAAAUAGGCAAAUUGAGACUUAGGACUAGCACACUGAAUGCACAAUUCAGUAAACUGAAAAGCCAGAUAAAAGUAAAAUCCGAAUUGAGCGAGAGUCUAAGAGCUGUAGAUUUCCAGAAACUUAAAAUAGAAAACAACGAGUGUGUUAACAUAAUUGAUAAGAAAUUACAACAGUUGAGUGAAUUGAAAAAGAUGACCGGGGAUGCAAAUUUAAAUUUGACGAUACAUAAAAAAGCAAUGAUGGAACAGAACACUUACUUAACAAAUAUAAUUAAUACUAUAAGAAAGAAAGAGAAAUUGACUAUGGAAUUAGAUAAAGAGAGAGAAAAGAUACAAAUACAAGUGGACAGUUUGGUGAAGAAGCUUGAUGAAGUGAAGACAAUAAGGCAGGCAUACGAAGUACCAGAUAUAAUGGAUUACGUAUGCGUCAAGUCUGAAGUGACUGAUUUGAAACACAGUAUCAAACUACUGGAGAAUAGAUCACACAUACAGCAAAUUGCUUUGACUUCGCUCAAUAAAAAAUUAAAUUCAAUGUCCGUAAAAACGUAACUAUUUGUCAUUGUUUGUUAUUUCUUAAUUUUGCUAAACUGUUUCGUUUUAAUACUAUA
Galleria mellonella (greater wax moth) is the source of this 1383-nucleotide messenger RNA. RefSeq names its product coiled-coil domain-containing protein 113-like. Gene Ontology annotation, biological process: cilium assembly. The record is from RefSeq and is a predicted model, not a curated record. Gene Ontology annotation, cellular component: ciliary basal body; axoneme. The transcript has a single exon. Lineage: Eukaryota; Metazoa; Arthropoda; Insecta; Lepidoptera; Pyralidae. Bases 83 to 1324 code for a protein of 413 amino acids.